Oncorhynchus tshawytscha (Chinook salmon) is the source of this 2490-nucleotide messenger RNA. RefSeq names its product protein phosphatase 3, catalytic subunit, beta isozyme (gene ppp3cb). Gene Ontology annotation, cellular component: calcineurin complex; cytoplasm; cytosol. Gene Ontology annotation, biological process: calcineurin-NFAT signaling cascade. The transcript has 14 exons. The coding region runs from base 352 to 1917 and encodes 521 amino acids. NCBI's taxonomy places the organism in Eukaryota, Metazoa, Chordata, Actinopteri, Salmoniformes, Salmonidae. Gene Ontology annotation, molecular function: calmodulin-dependent protein phosphatase activity; calmodulin binding. The record is from RefSeq and is a predicted model, not a curated record.
CUAUAUGAGGCAGAGUGUGUGCGUGGGAGUUCCUCCUUUCGCCAUUCCGGGGUGUCGCCGCACCACAGAGCGCACUGAGGGAGUCCUGCGAAGAGAGGCAGCCCAGUACGCUCCAGGCCUCUUCACACCUUCAUCCAGGCCACACGGUUCCCCAGCAUGCCCCAGAAGACAGGUAUCCGCUCAUCAUUUCCCCAGAGACCCGCCGCAGACCUCCCCAGCAGCCCCGUUUGAAAGAUUACGGCGACACCGAGGGAUGCUACUGCAGCAAACGCACCCCGCAACUGCAAACAUUCUCGACGUCUGCCCGAGGACCAGAUACAUUUGGUUGGCCCCUGACAGAAGCCCCCGAGGAUGUCCGACAGCGGUGCGAGCAUGAACUCCGACGAUCGGCCGGUUAAAACGGUCCCCUUCCCCCUGAGCCACAGGCUCUCCAUGAAGGAGGUGUUUGACUGUGAGGGGAAGCCCAGAGUAGACCUGCUAAAAGCCCACCUCACCAAGGAGGGUCGUCUGGAGGAGGUGGUGGCCCUACGUAUCAUCAAUGAGGGAGCCGCCAUCCUGCGCCAGGAGAGGACCAUGCUGGAUAUAGAGGCCCCAGUCACAGUGUGUGGAGACGUCCACGGUCAGUUCUUUGACCUGAUGAAGCUGUUUGAGGUGGGCGGUUCCCCCGCGACGACACGCUACCUCUUCCUAGGGGACUACGUGGACCGGGGCUACUUCAGUAUUGAGUGUGUGUUGUAUCUGUGGUCGUUGAAAAUCCUCUACCCAAAGACGUUAUUUCUUCUACGGGGAAACCAUGAAUGUAGACACUUGACAGAAUAUUUCACUUUCAAAACAGAAUGUAAGAUAAAGUACUCUGAGCAGGUGUAUGACUCGUGUAUGGAUGCGUUUGACUGCCUGCCGCUGGCUGCUCUGAUGAACCAGCAGUUCCUGUGUGUCCAUGGAGGGCUCUCACCAGAGAUCCACACGCUCGACGACAUCAAAAAGCUGGACAGGUUCAAGGAGCCUCCAGCGUUCGGACCCAUGUGUGACCUGCUGUGGGCCGACCCACUGGAGGACUUUGGCAACGAGAAGACACAAGAAUACUUCGGCCACAACACAGUCAGAGGCUGCUCCUACUUCUACAGUUACCCUGCGGUGUGUGAGUUUCUACAGACCAACAAUUUAUUGUCUGUCAUCAGAGCACAUGAAGCGCAGGAUUCUGGGUACCGGAUGUACAGAAAGAGUCAGACGACAGGCUUCCCCUCCCUCAUCACCAUCUUCUCAGCACCUAACUACCUGGAUGUCUACAACAACAAAGCGGCGGUUCUGAAGUAUGAGAACAACGUGAUGAACAUCCGCCAGUUCAACUGUUCCCCUCAUCCCUACUGGCUGCCCAACUUCAUGGAUGUCUUCACCUGGUCUCUGCCCUUCGUUGGAGAGAAAGUGACAGAGAUGCUGGUGAAUGUUCUCAGUAUCUGUUCAGAUGAUGAGCUCAUGGAGAAUGACGGAGAGGAAGAGGUCUAUGAUGCCAAUGCAGCGGCAGCUAGGAAAGAGGUGAUCAGGAACAAGAUCCGUGCCAUAGGGAAGAUGGCCAAAAUGUUCCAAGUUUUACGGGAGGAGAGUGAGAACGUACUGACCCUGAAGGGACUGACACCCACUGGCAUGCUGCCCAGCGGAGUUCUGUCUGGAGGCAAGCAGACUCUGCAGAGUGCUACCAUUGAGGCCAUUGAAGCCAUCGAUCCUGUUGAGGACUCAGAAGCGAUCCGAGGCUUCUCUCCUCAACAUAAGAUCAAUAGCUUUGCGGAGGCCAAGGGUCUGGACCGGAUCAACGAGCGCAUGCCCCCCCGCCGUGACGCCGUCAACAGUGUGGGUGUCUCCAUGGGCCGCAUGAACAUGGGGGAGCCCAACGGCACCGACAACAACAGCAAUAUACAGUGAUGGACACACACACAUUUAUACAUAAACACUAAUACACACACUUAUAUAUAAAGUACAUACCCACACAUACACACAUUUGACUUACACACUUAAAGUAAAACACACUUACGGUAAACAUACUUAGACAUGCACUUAAACAAGGAUCAUACAGAACACACAGUCAACAUAUAGACCUACACAUACACAGUAAUGGUACACACACCAUCCUCCUCCCCCUCCCCUGGCCUGUUGCUCCCCAGCCCUUCUCUCUACCCGUUUGACAAGACUGUGCCAUGGAUGGACCAGACCUCCUAUUGGACAAACUGUACUGCAGGUUCCAUCACUCCCUGACCUGGUCACACACUACUACCGACCUCUGACCUGACCACCUGACCACACUACACUACGGAACACUCUACUGGACGUUCUGGAACACUCCAAUGCAAAACAAAGAGAUCAUGUUCUGUUCUAAUUGUGUAGUGGGGCUGACUGGGGGACAUAUGUUACCUUUCUGUUAUGUUGGGGGCAGAGGGAGGGUAGGGCUGACUGGGUGACAGAUGUUACCUUUCUGUUAUGUUGGGGGCAGAGGGAGGG